This is a messenger RNA of Moesziomyces antarcticus, 465 nucleotides long. RefSeq lists its product as uncharacterized. NCBI's taxonomy places the organism in Eukaryota, Fungi, Basidiomycota, Ustilaginomycetes, Ustilaginales, Ustilaginaceae. The record is from RefSeq and is a predicted model, not a curated record. The transcript has a single exon. Bases 1 to 465 code for a protein of 154 amino acids.
AUGGUUCGAAUCACCUCCCUCGUUGCAGCGCUGACUGCGCUUGCACUUCCGUUCGUUGCGGGUCAAGCAUCGAACGAUGAUCCUCGCGGAAAGGAGUUGUAUGUCAACUACCCCUCGUGCGAUCACUACCAGUGCCAGGUGAUCUGGCACCAAAACGAAGGCGUCUACAUCAACUGGCUCAACGCACCCAAAGGUGGCUUGCGCAUCGAGCUUGCUCCUGCCGACGGUACAUCCGGUCUCAAGACAUACACUGUCACCGAUAAGGUUGGAAGCGUUCAUGGAUUCUCGAACAAGAAGUGCAACGAUAUGGGCACGGGUGAAAAGUGCGGAAGGUUCGAUUGGACUGUACCCGCGAAUGUCAAGCCCGGAAAGUAUCAGAUCGAAGUCACCAGUUUUGCCAAACCCCAACUCGUCGGUUACACCGAUACCGUCGUCAUCAAGAAGCAAAAGUCAAAGAGGGCAUGA